AUGGUUCUACACUUGUUGGGCAAAAAGUCUUGGAACGUUUACAAUCGAGACAACGUCGAUCGCGUGCGUCGAGAUGAAGCCGCCGCCCAAGCCAGAGAGGAAGAGGAUGAAAGACGCAUGCAGGAAGAAGAUGCCGCUCGUCGGACUGCAAUCCUGAGAGGUGAGGUGCCGCCACCAACAACAAGGGCAUCACCACCUGGAGAAAGCGAUCGUACCCGCCGGCCUCGACACGGUGAUGAUGGUCGGGAUCGCAAACGAAGGCGUUUGAGAGGCGAGGAUGAUACCGACAGAGAAAUGAGGAUUGCCAGAGAAGACGCCGCUACUGGAGCUGCUGCCCGUGAAAAGCUAAGCAACAGCGACAAAAGCAGGCAUGAAGAUGAUGUGUCAUUGACAGAUCACGCUGGUCAUAUCCAACUCUUCGCAGCGCCUAACGAGCGUGCUUUGUUGGCUGAUUCUCGCAAUGCCGAAGCAGAAGCUGACAAGGCAAAGAAGGCUCGUGAGUUUGAAGAUCAGUACACCAUACGCUUCUCAAAUGCGGCCGGAUUCAAGCAGUCGACAUCCUCGGCACCAUGGUAUGUUUCGUCCUCCAAACAAGGUACCGAUACCCGAGAACCCAGUAAGGAUGUCUGGGGGAAUGAAGACCCAAGUCGUAGGGACAGGGAGCAAACAAGGUUGACUUCCAACGAUCCCAUGGCAUUCAUGCGCAAUGCACAGACACAGCUCAAGCAGGCUGAGACGGACAGGGAGAAAUGGAAGAUGCAGAAGGAACGCGAAUUGAGAGAGCUAGAACAAGCUCAGAGAGAAGACAGGCGAAGGAGGAGAGAGCGUCGACACAAACGUGAUCGCAAAGAACGAAACAUGACCGGAAAGAAGAAACGCGCAGCCGUGGCGACAAGGGAGACUCGAACAGGCGGCAUAGGAGCCGAAGUCGAGAUGGAGAUCACAGACACCGUUCUUCGCACCGUGUAUCACGUCAAUCACUUCGGCGACGGUCAAGGAGCCCCAUUGGAAGAUCCAACAAAUGAACCUGAUGCAUGA
Molecule: messenger RNA, 1038 nt
Organism: Aureobasidium uvarum
Lineage: Eukaryota; Fungi; Ascomycota; Dothideomycetes; Dothideales; Saccotheciaceae
Source: the annotation of a GenBank genome assembly